Haliotis rubra (blacklip abalone) is the source of this 4037-nucleotide messenger RNA. RefSeq names its product sodium-coupled monocarboxylate transporter 1-like. Gene Ontology annotation, cellular component: membrane. Gene Ontology annotation, molecular function: symporter activity. Lineage: Eukaryota; Metazoa; Mollusca; Gastropoda; Lepetellida; Haliotidae. Gene Ontology annotation, biological process: transmembrane transport; sodium ion transport. The record is from RefSeq and is a predicted model, not a curated record.
ACCAGGUUGUGUAUGUUUAUGUUUCAAAAUGGUCCUCGAGAAAGAAACAAAUGUUUUGGGAGUAUGGGAUUACAUCGUUUUUGCGGCGAUGCUGAUUCUUUCCGGCGCCAUUGGAAUAUAUUAUGCUGUAUCUGGUGGCAAGCAAAAGACAACCUCUGAAUACCUAAUGGGGGACAGAAACAUGGCCAUUGUGCCUGUGGCCAUUUCCAUACUCGUGUCCUUCAUGUCCGCCAUCUUGAUUCUGGGAACCCCUGCAGAGAUGUACAGUGAGGGCACUGAGUACUUCGUGUACCUCAUUGGCAUGAUGGCUGCCAUUGUGAUAGCUGCCCUUCUCUACGUCCCACUCUUGUAUCCGCUGAAGUUUACCAGUUCAUUCGAGUAUCUGGAGAAGAGGUUCGACUCCCGUGCUGCCAAACUAACAGGGACAUGCAUCAUGAUAAUUCAGCAGGUGCUGUAUAUGGGGGUUGCAUCGUUUGCUCCAUCAACGGCCUUAGAAGCGGUCACCGGGUUUCCGACCUGGGCCACCAUCAUCACCGUGGGAAUGGUGUCAACAUUCUAUACCUCCCUGGGUGGAAUGAAAGCAGUUGUGUGGACAGACGUGUUUCAAUCAGUGGUUAUGCUUGCCGGACUACUAGCAAUAGUAAUUCAGGGAUCCAUCGUGGUCGGCGGCAUGGGAGAAGUGUGGAGAAUAAACGAAGAAUGGGGACGAAUUAAUUUCUUUAACUUUGACCCAGACCCCACAGUCCGCCAUUCCUUCUGGUCACUCGUCGUCGGUGGGAUGAUCGGCUGGACAGCGACCUACGGGGUCAACCAGGCCAGUGUCCAGCGCUACUGUGCACUGCCAACACUUCAGAAGGCCAAGCUAUCUGUGAUGCUGAACGUGAUUGGUGUCAUCAUCCUGCUGACCAUCGUCUGUCUGGCUGGAAUCAUAAUCUUCGCCUAUUACGCUCAGAAAGGAUGUGAUCCACUGUCGGCGGAGUACAUCAGUAACUCAAACCAGCUGAUACCUUACUUUGUGAUGGAGGUGCUGGGGUAUCCCGGUCUCCCAGGAUUGUUCGUCUCUUGUCUCUUUAGUGGAGCACUCAGCACAAUGUCCUCCUGUCUGAACGCCCUCGCUGCUGUGUGCUGGGAAGACUUCCUGAAACCUUUCCUUGGGGAAAGACUGACGAGGGGGCAGAAAACACUCGUCACUAAACUAUUAGUGCUGUUUUUCGGUGGUGCUGGUAUCGGGAUGUCCUUUAUGGCAAUGAAUUUAGGGGGAACAGUGCUACAGGCGUCGCUGAGCUUCACUGGGGCUGCCUCGGGGCCUCUGCUCGGAAUGUUUGCUCUCGGCGCCUUCUUCCCAUGGGCCAACUGGAUUGGAGCAGUGGUCGGCGGUGUUCUGGGGCUGGCGUUACCCUUGUGGAUCAGCAUAGGUGCCUACACCGUUGUGGGAGCCCCAACUGGCCUUGAGUUCCCUACGUACAACUGCAGCGUUCCCAACACCACCGACUCAUCAACAACAAUGUCCUCCAUCGUGACUACUGCUGGAGGACCUGUCGAGUACACAGGUAUCUCCGCCCUGUACACGGUGUCGUAUCUGUGGUACCCGGCUAUUGGUGCAGCAACGGUUAUCGUAGUCGGUCUCGUUGUGAGCGCUCUGACAGGUAUGAAUAGCCUUGGUGAUGUAGACACAAAGUAUCUGGUACCCUUCUUCGACCGACUGAUCUGCUGCCUUCCCGGCCCCGUCAGCAAGUGUCUCCGCUGUAACCAGGAGUUCAGAGACCCAGAGGAAAUAGCAUCUGAAAAGGAUGAGGAGAUUGUGGUAUCACCAUCUGGAGAAAUGAUCAGCAGCAAAGAGAAGUUACCCCUGAACGGGUCGAGCCCCAUGCCUGUGUAUGGACUAUCAUAUAAAGAGAACACCGACACAAAGAACGGGUUUAUCAACCCAGGCGCCGAUGUCUUCAAUGAUGAGAAACAACAAAACGGAACAAAGUUCUAACCAGUUGGUCUCAGUUCUCACCCUAAAUUAGUAUCUCAAUUUGUCAAAUUCGUUUUAAUGGUAAUUUUGCAUGACGUUAAGUCUAUGUCAAAAUAUUUUGUGAAACACAAUAUCAUGUGGCUAAAUUAACUAAUAUCUCAAAGUGGAAGUUUACUUUCAUUUAUGUCCCUCGUGUUGCUUAAGAGUUACGGUUUACGUUUCAACUGCGAAAUACAUGGUAACUAUGGUGACAGUAAUCGCGGUUACAGUAACCAUGGUGUCAGUAACCAUAGCAUUUGGAACCAUGUGGUCAGUAACCAUGGUGUUAGUAACCAUGGUGACAGUAACCAUGCCGUCAGUAACAAAGUGUUAUGACCAUGGAACGUUGCUUUUAUGAUAACAGAUACCAUCGAUUCAGUUCACUAUAGUCGUAGCCAAAAAUAUAUAAGAAACAAUAUGAAAUCCUAUAAUUAAACCACAUGUCUUGAGUCCUGUCCUGGAAUCUCUAAGUGCGCCAACAAUUACUGAUUAAUGACGAGGUGCAUAGUCCCAUAUUACCUGACGUUUUUCUUUAUGUACAAGGGUUGAAUCUUGACUUUACAAACCUAAGGGUACAGAGGACUCACAAUCAUUUUUUUCAAGUAGCUUUUGGGGACAUAUGACGGCCCCGUCCAAGAAAGAAAUGAGUAUAGUCAUAUAUAAUUUUGAAAUCACUUUAAUUUUUGGAACUAUAUAUUUCUUGUCACGGUUUUGGUACAAUGUGCGCCUCUCAAGACGCAAUAUAUUUUCAUUGUAUACAUUUGUGCGUACCGGAUGCAAAUUUCUGAGAUGCUUAAAACCCAAUACACAAUCUAACGAAAUUGAAGCUUUUGUCAAGACUGUUGCAAUUUCGCCACUUUCGCAAUGUAAUGUAAUGGUGUGAUUUGAAGCUAAUCCUGCAGUACAAAGAUCAUGAUGUUUACAUAUUAUACAUAUACUAAAUUUGACAACUUUCUAAAGUCAUUGUGUAUUAAUCAUAUUUGUUGGUUUCUGAAGAGCUAUAACUCAUUAAAUGGAUGUGGGGUGUAAGCAGCUGUUUUCAAACACUAAAGUAUCAACAAGAGACGUGUGUUAUAUCCCUGUCCAUGAGUUUUUGAGUGUACAUAGUCUUCAUCUUCGGUACGGUAACCCAUAAUGUUACAGUGUACACUGGGUGAAACCCAUUUCUGGUGUCCCUCGCCGUGAUAUUGCUGGAAUAUUGCUGAAGGCGGCUUAAAACUCAACUCACUCACUCACUCGUCAUGGUAAUAAUGAUAUUGCCGUGUGCUAAGUCUGUUGUAUACAUACCUGUAAUUCCAUGUAUCCAUCACAGGUGUCAAAGUAGCAACAGUUUUCAAACAGUAAUGUAAUAUUUGUGACAAACACUAUGAACUUUAUAUCAGUGAACAAAUGCAGAACAAAUACUUAAUGCUUUCGACAUGUGCUGAUCUACAUGCAAAGAUCGUGUUGUACAAUGCCGACAUUACUCGGUAGUUCCAUAUAAAUCUUAUGUCAACAAGUGAGAAACCUAGAGUAAAACCUUUACAUCACCUCUUCCGUGGUGUAGUGGUUACAGCGUCUUUCAAGACGAGCUGACGGUAGUUUGAUCCUGGUCUAUUAAAAUAUAUAUAAAUGUGAAGCGCUUUUGAGCAGUGAUCACUGGAUACUAGCGCUAUAUAAAUCCAAAGUUAUUAUUAUUAUUAUUACUUGUUGUUAGACUGGCGUCACAGUGUCAUGCAAAAAAAACCCCACAUUACCCCGAGCUGCUAUAAGUCAACAUACACAUGCAUGCAUGUCGCUGUAUAUGUGUAAACAUCAUGACUGCGACGUUACACGCCAUUCACGUCACCUCGUAUAGUCAGUUACUGCCUUCUUUGGGAGGUCUGUUAUCCAUAUGUCAAACCUAGUGACAGCAACAAUAGUCAUUGGAAUCUAAUUCAGUUACCAAAACAGAACAGUGCGCAUAUAUUUUAAUGCUUUUUGAAUGUUUUGUUCUGUGUGUAAAUACUAAAGAUAUUUUUUUAACAUGAAUAAACAGUUUUAUAUCUUACUAAAAUUU